This is a messenger RNA of Anopheles nili, 1217 nucleotides long. It is a transcript of the gene Socs44A, whose product is annotated as cytokine-inducible SH2-containing protein. Gene Ontology annotation, biological process: phosphatidylinositol phosphate biosynthetic process; intracellular signal transduction. Gene Ontology annotation, molecular function: 1-phosphatidylinositol-3-kinase regulator activity. Gene Ontology annotation, cellular component: phosphatidylinositol 3-kinase complex. The record is from RefSeq and is a predicted model, not a curated record. NCBI's taxonomy places the organism in Eukaryota, Metazoa, Arthropoda, Insecta, Diptera, Culicidae. The transcript has 2 exons. The coding region runs from base 1 to 1182 and encodes 393 amino acids.
AUGACAAUGGAACAAAUAGAUGGAGUUAAUGGAGCAACCAGGACAUGCGAGCAAAGCACUCGCGAUCGACCAGGCUCGAACAGAAUAUCGAAAGCAGCCACCGCUCCACGGCCCUCAUCAACAGAUAGCAUUUGCCGUUUUAAUUGGUUUCUAUCGCUUCGAAGGAAGCGUUCGUCUCCAACGACUGUUGUAGUAGCCACGGCCCACAGCAAUAAGAACGAUGAAGCUGGAGCUGUCAAGGAUGAGUUGUUUACCAGCAAUGAAAACAAUCACAAUAACCAAGAUGAGGGCGGAAAUGUUUUCUACACCCUGCGCAAGCGAUUCCAGAAAAAAUUUACGUCGGUCAAAGUGAAAGCAUUUGAGCCGAACGUGGCAGGAACACUGGGAGCUCAUACUAGCGCUUCUACUGCCAGCACAAACAGCAAUAACAUCGACACAAACCAGCUCAAUGGGCCUACACGGGAUGCGAAUUCUAGUGUCGAUGGCAAUGAUUUCGCACGAAUCGUGAUUGAACGGCAUACGCAGAAUCCGCUGCGGUUCUCGUCACCCAAUGCUAAUUUACCUGUGAUAAUGAAUAGUAGAGAUACUGAACCAAAUACAGCCGAGGAUGGAAGUGCGGUUCUGGCGUCCGUACUAUCGGUACAAACGGCACAAGAGAGCGCUCAAAACAUGGAUCAAAUGAUGGCGCAAAUGCGCAUCGAUCUGUUACAGUACGGAUGGUACUGGGGUAAACUAACACGUCUUGCUGCGCAGAAGCGACUUGCUCAGCAGGUGAAUGGAACGUUUCUGGUACGAGAUUCCCAAACCGAACAGCAUCAGUUUACCGUUAGCUUUCGAAGCUCCGGAAUAACAUUGCACUGUCGUAUCGACUUUGAAAACAAUUACUGGUCAUUCUCGGGGCUGACGACGCCAACCACGUAUAAAACAAUGGUGGAUUUGAUACAGGAUACGAUGAAGAAAUCCGAGUACGGUGUGAUUGGCUAUGUUAAGCAGGAUUCGAUGCUGAUGCCUCCGUUUCCUGUGCGCCUGACUAAACCGAUAAAUCGUUUCUACGAAGUGUCCUCGUUACAGCAUUUAUGUCGUUUCAUCAUACGGCAAAAAAUUGAUGCCAUAUCAAUUGCUCAUCUUCCUUUACCAGAAAAGUUGAAGGAAUACGUGGAGGAGAACUAUUACGAUCUCUAGUUGAGCAUUUGAUAUUCGACGAAUGUUGUGUAAAG